This is a messenger RNA of Chara braunii, 1609 nucleotides long. Lineage: Eukaryota; Viridiplantae; Streptophyta; Charophyceae; Charales; Characeae. The record is from the annotation of a GenBank genome assembly.
AGUGGGUGUGGGUGAAGAUUAGCCUCGAGGGUCAGGAGUGGGUUCUGAUGUCAAUGUAUGUUCCGUCAAUGUCGGCAGAACGCAGGUCUUUCAUAUCUGAUCUACCGAACGUUAUUCCUGACACUCAGAACCUAAUCCUGGCUGGAGAUUUCAACACAGUGCUCCAGCCAGGUCUGGAUUCACCUGAGUAUGGGCCAAGAAGAGCAGAUGUGACCUUGCUGUCCCAGCUGCUGGAACAACAAGGUCUCACAGAUGCCUAUAGACACCUCCAUCCCGAGGAUCCAGGGUACACCUGGACGGCUGCUCAAGACCAGGCAAAUCGAAUCGCCCCACGCAGAAGGUUGGACCUUAUGCUGGUAAAAGGACAAGCUUKGGAAUCUCUGCUGGACAUUGAAGUGGACAUGGAACCGCUAUCAGACCACUGGCCGGUGGUCAGUGUACUCAAGCUGAGUUCCGGGGUGAAAAGAGAACCAGGUUUCUUUCGAUUGAAUACAGAGAACCUCAUACAUGAAGGAAUCCUUGACUGGUGUGGCAGACAUUGGAGGGAUUGGGAAAGGACCAAAUCGUGGUUUGACUCAGAGGCAGAAUGGGCACAGAUUGGUUUCAGGAUAGUGACAAGAUCUCUGGACGUGUUCUCUCGCACUCUGGCCCGGGAGAGAAACAAAGAAGAACUAGAGUGUAAAUGGAUGGUAGAGGAAGCAGAACGCCAUAUUCGUAAGGAUCCAUAUACGGACCUAUAUUGGGAAAGGAGGAGGGAAAGAUGGAUGAGGAAGUGGGAGACGCUGCAAGUGGAACAACAGGAAAUCUGGGCAAAAAGAGCAGCAGAGAGAGGAAUGGAGAAAACGGACCGAAUGACGAAGAAAACGUUCCAGCGUUUGUGCCCAGCAAGAUCACACAGCACCAUCCGCGCUCUCCAACAUCCGUUUAACGCAAUGGCAGACCUUGCAGAGGACACGGAGUCUAUGACGAGUUAUGCAAGAGAGUAUUUCUCUGACAUCCUUACAUCAAGAAGACCACCGCAAAAAUCGUUGGAGGAACUUCAAGAAGAAGUCGAUACCUGGCAAAACCCCACGAAGCAGUUGGCACCACACCAAAGACAGACUCUUGACAGACCUUUCACACUAGAGGAACUGAAAACUGCGGUAGCCAGCAUGACAAGAGGGAAAUCGCUAGGGGAUGAUGGACUCCCAAUCGAAUUCUACGAAGCUACGUGGGAGCAGGUGGGACUGAUCCUGCUAUCUGUCUUCAAUCAAGUGCUUCAUGGCGGGCUGCUCAUAGAAGAUAUGUGUCGGGGAGUGAUCACUCUCCUCUACAAGAAGGGGGACAAACAAAACGUGAGGAAUUGGAGGCCGAUCACGCUUCUAAAUGUUUCAUACAAGAUUCUAGCUAAGGCCCUAGCUAGGAGAUUGGCUUUGUACUUACCGGAGUUGGUCAAUGCAGACCAAGAUGCGUUUGUCAAAGGGAGAUCGAUCGCUGAGAAUUUGAUAGUGGCAAUGGGAGCAUUGGAGAUAGUCAGCAAGGAGAGAAGACAAGUGGUUGUGACAAUGUUUGAUUUGGAAAAGGCAUACGACAGAGUAAACUAGUCAUUUGUCUUGGCCACAUUACAAUA